Molecule: messenger RNA, 2278 nt
Organism: Haliotis rufescens (red abalone)
Lineage: Eukaryota; Metazoa; Mollusca; Gastropoda; Lepetellida; Haliotidae
Product: solute carrier family 23 member 1-like
Exons: 11
Coding region: 50-1969 (639 amino acids)
Biological process (GO): transmembrane transport
Cellular component (GO): membrane
Molecular function (GO): transmembrane transporter activity
Source: RefSeq, a predicted model, not a curated record
UAUUGUCUGCACGUGCGCAGGAACGACAGAGUGCAAGCAGCAGGCCAUCAUGUCGGAUGUAGAAGACAAAGACGUGGGGUCCGAGGAUGCAGCGCCAGACGUUCACGAGGAUGGUAAAAAAUCGGAGACAGCGUUGCGCUACACCCUCACAAAACCACCUCCGGUUCUUUUCACCCUCGGAGCAGCUUUACAGCAUAUUUUGAUGUGCGUUCCUACAUUUCUGCUGGGGAGUUUCCUUGCCGCUGAUAUAGUGGGCGCGGAACAUGACAGUCUUAUUAGAACCAAACUCUUUUCCACCGUAAUAUUUACAUCGGGCGCCUGUACCCUGCUUCAGACAGCACUAGGUGCCAGGCUGCCGAUGAUCCAGGGUCCGGCGACAGCAUUUCUACUUGUCCUGCUGACAGUCCAGAGAAGUAGGGAAUGGACUUGUAAAGAUAGCAGCACAGGCUACAACAGCACAGACUACAACAACACAGACUACAACAACACAUACUACAACAUCACCGACGAUGGUUACAACACCACCUCAACUCCAGAUACUGUUCCAAUGGGCGACUUGCCGACCUGUUUGAGUCCCGAAGACAAACUGAGAGAAGUAUCUGGAAGUUUAAUGGCUGCCUCGUGUGUUGAGAUCCUCAUUGGUGGGACAGGACUUGUAGGUCUUCUAAUGAAAUUUGUAGGACCAGUUACAGUGGCCCCUACCAUUGCUCUGGUAGGACUGAGUGUGUACAAGGUGCUCAUUGCCUACUCACGGUCGUCAUGGGAACUAUCCUUACUAGGUGUUGUGCUUGUCGUGCUGUUUGCGUUGUACCUUGGCCAUAUCGCCGUGCCCUUCCCCACACGGAGCGCAUGUAGCGCACAACACAGAAGGAGAAAGAGCAAGACUCAUGGCUUGCUCAUCUUUCAGCUACUUCCGGUCCUCCUCAGCAUCCUCGUAGUGUGGGCCGUAUCUGGAAUCCUAACAAACGCAAACGUGUUCCCUACAGACCCCGCCAAUCCAAGGUUCAGGGCCAGGACAGAUGCCAAAUCCACGAUGUUACAUCGCACGCCUUGGUUUUACGUCCCCCACCCAGGUCAGUUUGGAAUGCCGUCGUUUAACAUAGGACUGUUUAUAGGAUUCAUAGCAGCGUUCCUUGCCUCCAUUAUUGAGUCUGUCGGGGACUACUUUGCUGCGGCCAAAGCUUGCGAAGUCACCACUCCACCGAAACACGCCAUCAACAGGGGGAUAUUUAUAGAAGGGCUUGGGGGACUACUUUCUGGAACGGUGGGAUUUGGCCUCUCUACAACUUCGUACACACCCAACAUUGCUGCUAUGACUCUGACUAAAACAGCUCACCGCUACAUCAUGUACAGUGCCGGUGCCAUUAUGCUGGUACUGUCGGUCGUGGGGAAGGUCGGCGCUGCCCUUGCCACAAUACCGGACCCAGCUCUUGUCGGUUCUAUGGUAGCGGUAUGUGGCAUGAUGGUCACUCUCGGACUCUCUUCGUUACAGUUCGUCAAUAUGAACUCUUCCAGGAACCUCCUCAUCGUUGGGAUGGCUCUGUUCAUUGGCAUAUUUUUGCCAGAGUGGUUAGAGAGACACCCUGAGGACUUCGAAACAGGGGUCAAGGACCUUGAUAAAAUUCUGCAAAUUAUUCUCGGAAGUCCAAUGCUUCUUGGUGGCCUCAUCGCCAUCUUCCUGGAUAACACCACAAAAGGAUCAAGGAAAGACCGAGGUAUUGACGCUUGGCAGAAUCGUCUGGGGACUGACGCCACCAACACCAGCAUCACACAGAAGCCCAUGGAGUCGUCAUCAGACAAUACGUAUGGAUGGUUCUGGCAAGGUCGACUGUAUCAGUACCUGCCCUGCUGUUCACGGCUCCCCUUCAUGCCUCCAGGGACAGGGUUAGACCGUACCCCCACGUCAUUAUCCCAACCAAUUGGGACGCCAGAUAAUGUCAGAUCCCUCUUGGGAAACUCUCGUGUGUAGUUCCUCUUAGGAAAUACCUAAGGUAUAAAUACCUUGAAUGGUAUUCUUCUGUGACCAAUGACGUUUGUGUUAUUAUUUUAUUUAUUCAACGCAUGUUUGGGGAAUACGUGUAUAAUGACUUUCUGUUAAUUUCCACGCAUGUGCUUUUAUCUGACCUGGACACAUUUAGUUAUCGAUUUUCCAAUGCAAUAAAAUCUUGCCAACAGAUGUGCUUUCUGUUUUCCAACGUUACCGAAAUAUGUCAUAUCCUGAGAACAUUUUUACCUUUUUUGUUGUUGUACAUUACCGUCUCUCAUAAAUUCAUUAAUA